Molecule: messenger RNA, 5121 nt
Organism: Helicoverpa armigera (cotton bollworm)
Lineage: Eukaryota; Metazoa; Arthropoda; Insecta; Lepidoptera; Noctuidae
Product: basic proline-rich protein
Exons: 23
Coding region: 1-3672 (1223 amino acids)
Source: RefSeq, a predicted model, not a curated record
AUGGGGGAAGCCACAUGGAUACUGAGGAUCAAUAUAUUUGUCAGUGUGUUUCUUGUGAUUCGACCUUCGGAGUUCCCUUCGUUCUUCGAUGACGAUGAUUUGAAGGACUUGGGCGUAAAAGGACACAAGUCCCAAUACAAUCCACCUACAGCAACAGGACGGUCUACAGACCAUGGUCCAGGGUACGUCCCUGCCCCUCGGAAUGAUGAAAAUACUGCCAUCAUACCUCCGAACGGACUGCCUGUUCCAUACAAGCCACCGCAAAUGUUUAAAAAGAAACCUUUCAAUCCUUAUGGUCGAAGCGAUCCUAAAGACCAAAAUAUUAUCCAACAAAUGGAAGAAGAAGAAGGGGAAGCAAUAUUCCCUGAGGAUGAUGGCAAAGCGUUCGGAGGGGAUGACUUCACCGAUUUAGAUCAACUGCCGAAAAGAUUGACUGACGCUGGCAAGUGGGAUGAAUUCAGAAAACUAGUAGCUAUGGAAGGGGAGAAAUAUAAAGACGGGGAAAUUAUGGAAAAUUGGGAAGAUGAUGCACAUAUGUGGGCUGGUUAUUCUAAACAUCUUUUACAGAGAUCUGCUCAUCAGGAAGAGAAAAAAGCUAUUGGCCGAAUGAGGGCAAAUUUGCCGGUUGGCAGUCCAAGUCAUGGGCUCUCAGCAUAUUGGGGCGACAAUGAAGAAGAAGAAAUCCCUAAGGGUCCGGUUAAUCCUUCACAGGAACCCACUAAUCAGGCGAGUCCAUGGGAGCAAUCUCCAGCCGAAGUUGAAAGGUUUGACUUCCAGAAAUACGGCGUUCAAGAUCCCAGCGAGCCUAAACCACAGACUGGGGGCCCAGGUCCAGGGAUGCCUUUCGGUCCAGCCAUGGGCCAAAGCCCUGGAAGUGGUAUGAAUAUGGGUGGACCUCCUCCUUGGGCACAAGGUGGGGUUCCACCAAGAGGUCCCCAUCGGGCUCCCGUUGAACCAGGUGGCUUUCCGCCCACAGGGAUGAAACAGGGUGGUCAGGGAGCAAGUGGUAUUUUCUUGGGUGGUGCUCCACCCCCUGGAUGGCAUCCCGGUAAAGCUCCUGGGGGUAUGAGUGUGGGUUUGCCCCCUACUGCACAAUCUCAGGGAGCUAGCGAGGGAACGAACAUGGAAGGAAUUCCUCCUGGCAUGGCUCAAGCUGGACCACAUGGUGGAGGAAUGAGUAUGAAUAGACCACCUCCGGGAUGGGGUCAAACUGGGGGUCAAUUACCGGGUGGGGGUAUUAAUAUGGCUGGACCACUUCCUGGAGUGGGUCAAGGUGCGGGUCGUAUACCUGGUGGGGCAAUGAGCAUGAACGGACCACCUACGGGAUGGGGUCCAGGUGGGGGUCAAAACCCUAGCGAGGGUAUGGAUAUGGACCGACCACCAGCUGGUUGGGGUCAAGGUGGGAGUCAAGGCCCUGGUGGGGAAAUGAGUAUGGAUGGACCACCCCCGGGAUGGGGUCAAGAUGAAGAUCAAGAUUCUGGUGAGGAAAUGAGCAUGGAAGAACCACCCCCGGGUUGGGGCCAAGAUGAGGGUCAAAGCCCUGGUGAGGAAAUGGGCAUAGAUGGACCACCCCCUGGAUGGGGUCAAAGUGGAAGUCAAGGUCAAGAUACGAAUAUGAAGGGACCACCUCCAGGAUGGGGUCCAAGUGGAUUUCAGGGCCCUGGUGGAAAAAUGAGUAUGAAUGGACCACCUCCAGGAUGGGGUCAAGGAAUGGGCCAAGGCCCUGGCCGAGGUAUGGGCAAGGGUGGACCUCCCCCUGGAUUAGGUAAAGGUAGGCUCCCUGUGCCUGGUGGUGGCAUGAAGGGUCAAUUACCGGGUGGGGGUAUUAAUAUGGCUGGACCACUUUCUGUAGUGGGUCAAGGUGCGGGUCGUAUACCUGGUAGGGCAAUGAGCAUGAACGGACCACCUCCUGGAUGGAGUCAAGGCGGGGGUAAAUUUCCUGGUGGUGGUAUGAACAUGGGCGGACCACCCAAGGGGUGGGGACAAAGACCUGGACCUGGUAUUAAUAUGGGUGGCCCUCCUCCAAACUGGAGACAAGGUGGAGUUCCGCCAAGAGAUCCUAGCCUUGGUCGUGGCAUUCCCAAGAGUGGAAUGUCUAGUUUUGGACCAGAUGUGCCGAAUCCUUUAGGUGGUUUAGGCCAAGGUGGAGUUGCACCAAGAGGUCCUAAGAGCCUGGAUUUUAGUAUGCCCAGGAGUCUAUUGUCCGGUUAUGGACAAGGAGGGCCCUAUCCUUCAGGUGGUUUAGGCAAAGGUGGACUUCCACCAAGAGGUCCUGGCCUCGGUCGUGGCAGUCCCAAGAGUGGAUUGACCAGUUUUGGACCAGGUAUGCCGAAUCCUUUAGGUGGUUUUGGCCAAGGUCCACCACAACCUCAGGGUCUGGUGGGACAACCCAUGAAGAUGAAUCGACGACAAAUGGAAGAAGAUAUGCCAGAAUAUGGUAAUACAGACGACAAUCUAAUGGGUCCACUGGAUCGUUCACUACCCCCUGCAUCGACGGUUUAUCACAAGGGUAAUAACCCAGAUCUACCAGAAGAUAGGUUACCAACAGCUCAAGAUGACAGAUGGAUGCUUCCUGGACAAGAACAGCCUGAACCAACACAAUCUAACGAAUUGGAGUUGGAUGACUUGAAGCGAUUACAACCUCGGCCUAAUAUGGCGGGAUCUUUCGUUUUGAGUGAACCUGUUAAUACCCAUCCUGUCUUUGAUAUGAAUGCGCGUCCUGAUAGUAUGCCAGUCCAUUCGGGAGGUAGGAUGCCCGGACCUGGCUCUGAAAGGGAUUUUCCAAACGGCUACAUCCCACAUGAACCUACUCCGCUACAAAUGUACCAGAAUAUCAUGCAUUCAGCUCAAAAUGACGCUAGCCAAGAACGGGUUAACGCACCGUUUGGUUCAAACUACCCUAAAUCUAUGGCAGAAGCUCUAAGAGGUGUGAAUAUCCCAGGAGUAGGUGAUUUUACAGAUGCAAAUCCGGAAAUGCAAAAGGCGCUAAGAAUGGGAGGACCUGGUGGAUUUCAGGGUCCAGGUGGACCCGGUUCCGAGAGUAAUUCUAGGGUAGCUAGGGGGAACGCAAAGAGGGGUCCUCCGGGUGUUGGUUACAAUAACUGGGGUAGCUCGGUAAUGCAGGUUCGCACUCCAAUCAUCGAACCUCACCCUCGACCCGGUAUGGACCGUGCCCGCUACCCGGAAUGGAAGCAAAACGAUGAGCUACCAGAAUAUCAAGAUAGCCCUAAAGGUGGUCAACAAGGGGCUGGGCAGAGUCCAGUUGGUUCGUCAGGUUUUAGCCCUCCAGGAGAGCCAGCCUUUCAACCCCCUGGGAUGGAUGACGGUGAGGGCUUGGAAUUGCCCCAAGGAAUGCAUUUAGGCCCAAUAUCGGGUAAAGAUAGGCCACCACCAGAGGCAGCCUAUCCGGAUGACUCGGACAUUCCCAGUUCUGUUUUAGAAAAACUAGCUUUGAGACAAAAACCUGCACCAAAAUUGAGUGCGGCCGUAAAAACGGCGAUAAAAUACUCAACCCCGGAACAAGAUCAAGGUGGAUUUAAGCCUAAGAAUAGAAAUCUGCCCAGUGGAUAUGGAUUGAUGCAAAUAGCACAGCAAAAAGUUACAGCGCAAGACCACAACACGCAGCUUCGAGAGCGAGCGCCGUUGGUAACAACAACACCACAUGUAAGAUAAUUUCAUUUUUAAACUAUUCGAUUCAUUUAAUAAAUAAUGUCGUAUACAUCAAUGACUGUUGGUGAAGGAAAAUAUCGUUGAGGAAACCAGUACUUUAAAUCCUGAAAUCCAAAAUUCACCUUAUGAAAGAGUAGUGAUUAACGUGUGAGAAGAAUCCUGUGCCCAAAAACGGAAUAGUUAAAAGGCUGAUGAUGAUGAUGAAUUUUGUUUAUUAUAGAAAAACAAUAGAAAGUCGAUGAGUGAAUGAUGCAGUUAAUUUGAAAUUCUGGAAAAUAAUAAUGAUAUUUAUCAUCAUCAUUAUGCCCUUAUCCCAAUUUCAUUUGGGGUCGGCGCAGUAUGUUUUCUCCUUCCAUACUCUUCUAUAUGCCGUCAUCUCCGGUAAAAUAAUAAUGAUAUUCUGAUAGUAAUAAAUAAUGUAAUUCAUGACUACAGGUACCAACUAAAGAAGAAAUAUUGAAGGGUUUGCCUCUAUACGUAAGUCGAAGGAUUUUUGUUAAUAAAAACAAUGGAGCGUCUUUUGGACUUAAAAACAGAAAUUAUGAAUAUUGGGCCGUUCACAGUGUUAUGUACCUAUGUAAGUCAGUGUUAUGUAUGUGAUUUAAGACUGCAACAUAUUUUUACAGGAUGAUUUUACUGCACCAAUACGUUGGGUGACAUUAAAUUCGGUAAGUUCCUAUCAAAUUAUUAGAAAAAAAAAUUUUUUACUUUGUUCAGAACAUCAUAAUCGGCUUAUCAUAACCAAUGUGCUAACAAAGUGCGCCACUGUCUGUCAGUCUGUUCGCGACUAACUCCAAAACUUCUUUAAAGAAAUAUUCAUAAGGAGGAUAUUCUGAGGUUUAUGUAUAUUCCAUGCUUCACUGGUAGUGGAUCGUAAAUAUAUAUUUUAUUUUAUGUUUUAUAGGCAGAUACAAGAGAUGGUUUGGCCCGUGUCAUGGUAAAGUAUCAACUUUAAUGUAUUAACAAAAAAAUAUUCAUUAACAUGUAUAAUUAAUGACUUAAAAUAUAAGUAUGUACCUAUAUAAUCAAAAUUUUGCUCCCUUCAGGAUAGAAAAACACACAAAAAUCAACAAUAUUUAAUAGAGGUAAGUUAAGCCAUGUAAUAACCGACAGUCAUAGUAUGAGCAUGUGAUACGGAGGAAGAGAAUCAUGUUGUGAGGAAGGUGAUGAGCAUGAAUGAGGAUGGAUGUAUAUAGCUGCGGAAAAGUUGGUAAAGAGUGACUCACGCAUUUUUUCCUUCUGGUUUAGUCGCUUUAGCAAGCAGGUUGCUAAACCUUAAGAACAGUUAUUAUAAUACUUUUUAUUUAUCCUACAGGGAGAACUGUAUGUACCUAUUGUUGAUGAAAGUAUGUCAAGAUUAGGUUGGACGACAGAAUCCUUGAACAUGACAGCCACAGAAGCACCAAUUAAGGCGCCCAAGGUGGAAUCAGCUAUUAAAGUAGUGUUAAGAAC